CUCGUUUGUUUAAUCCAUCAGAUGGCAAGCAAUUUUUUGCUUGAUUUAUGAGAAAGUCUGGUAAAAUUUCAAGUUUUCAUAAAGUUUAUAAAUUAGUUUAAAUGAAAUGGGCAAGAAGUUCUGCUACUCGGAGAAAAAGACCCUAGCACAUAUCGAAAAAAAGCAGAAUCGCCAGGGAUGUCGGGAUUCUCAAUUUGUGAAGGUCCAGGAUGGCGAGAAGGAGGAGGAUGAUGGCGGUGAGGCUAUGGCUCCUAGGAGCUCCGCAAGGACACCGCAGAAGUUGGGAGUUCUGAAAAACCUUGCCAAUGGUUACUUGAAGUUGGUCAACGAAAUCGAGGGCAACCUCUGCCUUCCAGCGCCUCCUUUGCUCGAAGCUAAACCAGAGCGUGAGUUGGGUGGGGCGAUCGCUGGAAAUUCCCAAACCGAGGAGGAAAUAUCGAAAUCUUCUGAGGAUACCACUCAUUCAGGAAUAGGCUUUGUGGAUUUGUAUCGGCGCAGUCUACAUUUCGAGUGCUUGGGAAUUCCACUCACUUCCUUGGAGCUUUUCUCCAUGGAAUGCCAGAAAAAUGAAGAACUAGAGGGAAGAAUCAUGGGACAGUAUCAAGCUGGCGCUGAAGGGCUGCAUUCAUUGAAAGCUUUAGAUGAGCGCUUGACCAAGGAAACUGAAUGGGUUCCUAAACAAAAUCUUUCGAAUAGAGCUGCUUGCCAUCCAUACGAAUGCAGAAACACCCUAAAAAAAACUUCUGACUCCAUUUUGUUCCCGGGAAAAUCCACAAAACUGCAGCCCAUGCUAAACAUGCUAACUAAAACUGAGCUGGAUGAGGAAACGAAAGCAGUGGAUGAUGAGCAACAUGGAAAUCAAUUUUCCACGAUUGAGCUAUACCAUCAUUCGUCCAAGUUCCAGAGUCGAUCUUUACGGAAAAGUACCAAUAAAAAAACAGCAAGGAGUUCUCCCGGUUCACAUUUUAAGUCCGAUCUAAGCUCCGUUCGUUCAACAGAGAAAACAGCAGUCCAAAAUCCAGUUGAUGAGGUACCAUCCAAAGGGUCCGUUCAAUUACCAAAACAAUCUUAUAAAUGGGGUAAAUUACCAGCUACAAGUUCAAGCAAAGUUCUUGGUGCCAAAAAGAAAUCGUCAAGUCCCGAAAAUCGUCAAGUCCAUAACUGCAGUGAAACGAUCAAAAAAAGAUGGCACAACGAUUUUAGAGACUUGGGUGAGCCGAAAUCAAGAAGUACCAAGGUCAAGGGAUCAUCUUCACGUUGGCUGCCCUGCAGACCAGAAGGUAUAUCGAAUAGAUGUAGAAGAUUACAUGCAGGCUCAGAACUCAAGGCAGCCACACCCUUGGCGGUCGAGUCCCAUAUAUAUGAAAGUGACAGUAAGGUGUUUGGGGGUGCACAUGCCUCUAGUCCAGCGGAGAGCUCCUCUAUGAAAGUAUGCGACAAAUGUAGCUCAUUAGAGGAGCUAAUGAAAAGAAACCCAAAAAAGAAAAAGAAGAAGUCUAUCAGCCCGAUUGUUGAGUCCGAUUUUGAGACAAUGGAGCCUCUGCGUUCUAACGAUACCUUCACGGAGGCGUGGAAGAAAUCGAACAUGAAUAGGUGCCAACACCAGCAAGACCAACGGAUCGGCGGGUUUUAUAGUCGGGCCGAGAAGCUAAAGUUCCAGCCCAUAGAUCGCCUGGACGUGGGCUGUGCGGGACUGCCGCUGUUCAGGAACUCGGACGAGUCCCUGGAGCGGACACAGUUCUUUGUGACCGAGUUCGACAAGCUGAGUCGCGCUGAAAGAAUGCAGAACAUAGAGUUUCGAAUGGGCCAGUUGCGGUGGCUGCAGGCCACUUCGGAUCAGCAAUAUCGCCAGCACUUCCGCAAACAGAGGAUUGAUUUCAAGAGGGUCCUGCCUAAUUCGGCGCAGUUUGCGUGUCCUUUGGGACACGACGAAUGUCCGGCUGUGAUGAACGCCACGCUACUGGCACACGUCGUAUCUCGGCAUUUGGAUGAGCCGGGCAAGGAGCUGCGUGUGGUUUUCAAUGGCGAAAAGGUGCUAAUGGUCUUCACUCCCAUGGCCUUCCAGCUGGGCAAGACUGAGUGCAUGGCCGUGCUGAGCUACGGGGGCAUCCGGAAUAAGCCCUGCACCCUGCCCGCCGUCAGAUUUAUGCCCACCCGGAACAGCUGUUUGCCAGAAGCCUACGCCCAUCUCGACGUCCAUUUGCCCCUGCUCGUGAUGAUUAGUAGGAAUCGCCUGAGUAGCGUAGAAGGCAGAAAGGAGCGGUUCGAUGGACUAAAAGACGAGGACACCCUCGCUCUGUGGAUGGUCACUAGAGAUCUGCCUUGCCCCAUACACGUGAUGAUGACCGUAAUCAACCGACGACUAGACAUCACCAGAAGCUCCAUCAUGAAGGUCCGAGGACUUCAAAAGUCGCACGAUCCUCUCGACUUUAUGCUAACAAGCAAAAACUAUAUGCGACUCACCGAUCACGACUUGCGUGUCCUCACCAACGAUCAUACAGAGCCCAUUUACAUGGAGAUUGUUGUGAAGGAGUACAACGGUAUAUAUCCACGUCACUUUCCAGGCCACUUCCACGGAACCCACUGAAUCUAUCACAUUUCCCUUAGUUGGACCUCAGUUUCUGGAAUACGUUAGUAUUUAUGUAAAACCAUUUUCGGCCAGAGUUAUAUAUUUUUUGAAACUUUUAAAAGACUAUAUUCAUAAUGUAUGUACAAAUGCAGUUUUACAAUUUAAGACAGUGUUUUGCAACUCAGAAAAGGAUUUUUUUCCACACCUAUAACAUUGGAUCAAGGCAAUUAAUUCAAAGGGACAAAAGUACUUAAAAACUGUGUGUUAAAAAUUAAAUAUCCUUAAAACUUUUAAAACUACAAAGGAAAUAAAAACUAAGUCUUGUUCACAUUA
Molecule: messenger RNA, 2902 nt
Organism: Drosophila yakuba
Lineage: Eukaryota; Metazoa; Arthropoda; Insecta; Diptera; Drosophilidae
Exons: 2
Coding region: 107-2587 (826 amino acids)
Source: RefSeq, a predicted model, not a curated record